AGCGCGCAUUAGAAUCACACUCUAAGCAGCCAUGAGCAAUUGGUUUACAGAUAAGGUCAACCACCUGGUGCGAGAGGUACGCGAGACACAGAAGUCCGGAUCUCGCAAUGCGGAUGAUCUUGCCAUGGAGCUUGAGAGCCAGGCACGCCGUGUAACUCUUCCCCAGGGAGCUGUAGAGCUCGUGAGCAAGUGGGUGGAGCGCAGCGACAGCGGACAGGGCUCCUUCACUUUGGGGCGGGAGAUGCCAGGCGAAACGGUCCAUGGCAGAACCUUUGUCCUUCUACCAGGCGCUCUUGCGUAGCCAAGCCUUGGAAUCCCUACUGGAGACAUGCACCAAGGUGCCCGCUUUACGCUCCGAGCUGCUGAAAGGUAAACGCCCAGGUGUCGACUCCGACAUGGUGCCAAGUGCUUUGAGCCGCGCACUGCAAUGUUUAGUCGAACGCCUGCUACUGCCCGGUGCCUUGUCAUUGUGGCCCACACUGUUGGAGGCUCUCCUCGGUGAUGAAUUUGGACCUUUGAAGGCUGGCAGCUGUCGGCUUUGGGCCAAGCGCGCACUGUCCUUGGUGAAGCGCCAGUGGAAAUACGAGCUAAUCCCGUUGACUUUGCGCUGUUUGGAUCGGAAAUUGGCUGCUUUGGUAGCACCUCCUCAAGAGGUGGGCGACACUGCAGAGUUGCUACGCUCAAAGGAGGGGAUGUCCAAGGUUGGCAUCCGUGCCGCCCUGAACCGCACGCGGCUCAAGGCGGCCGAGGCCGAAGCGUCGCGCCUGCGCACACGGAGUGAGCUGCUCUGUGACGCAUGCGCUCGCCUGGAGGUAGCUCAAAGCUCCACACAGACAGAGCUGCCGGAGGCCGAGCAGCUGUUGAAUGCGGCUGAUGUGAUGAUUGCGAGCCUUGACCAAGGCGUCAAGGAAUUGAGUGCAGAGCAAGAGAAUCUCAGGGAUUCCUUGAACGACUUGAAGGCCGGCUUGGAAAAGCAGAUGGGUGAGUUCAAAGAGACUCUCUCAUCAUUCUCCGCCAAGCGUGACUUGCUUGAAGCAGAGCAGAAGACCCUGACCUUGCGCUUAGAAGAAGUGCAGAUGCAGCUCAUGGAGUUGGAGGAGGCCAGCGGAGCCUACCAGCGCAGGUCCAAAGAGCUGGAAAAUCAGCUGAAGGAAAACACCAAGCACUUUGAGGAGAAGAUUGCUGGCGCCUUUUGCCAACAAAAGCGUUUGGCUGAUGAGAAGCUCCGGGCUGUUGCUUGUAAGGCGUGUGCCCACACUGCCCGCGACGUGGUGGAAGACGAAGAUCUCCGCCGUGCGGCCGAGCUCAGCGCCCAGCUGCGGCGCCGGCGCCGGGACUUGCGGCGGAGCUUCGGGCGGUAUUUGCGCCAAGAGAGGUUGCGCUUGGAAGCUCUGUCCGGCGACCAUGACAGCAAGGGUGAUCGCCUGGAGCGAGCCUGGCAAGAAGUGCAGGAACUUUUGCAGCGUGCCCUGCCACUUUGCAAGGAGAGCUCCAGCUCCCAGAAGAGCGAGAACCCUGCGCCGUGUGUGGAUGUGGAGGACUUGCUGAAGCAACCAUUGCCCGAAGAUGCAGCAACUUUCUUUGCCCAGGAGUCUGCCAAAGGCCAGAGCUGCAUUGACUGCGGUUUGCCCGAUGCAGAUUGGGCCAGUGUCUCCUGCGGGGCUUACCUUUGUGUGGAUUGCGCAGGGCGACAUCGUGGACUUGGAGUCCAUUUGAGCUUUGUGCGCUCGACCACCAUGGACAUUUGGAGCCCUCAACAACUGCGAAGGAUGCAGCUGGGAGGCACUCACCGUUUCCGAGAGUUUCUGGAGGGCUACCCCAAGCUCCAAGAGCCUCACAGCAGCGAAAGCCUUUUUGCGCGCUACAAUUCUCGGGCAGUGGCCUACUACCGGCAGCUCCUGGAGCUUCAAUGCGAAGGGAAAUCCACGGCUUCAUCGGAGGUUCCAGCCGCGAGCGAAGGCCACCUUCCAGCAGAAGCAAGCCAAGAUUCUUCGCUGGAAAAGGGUGAAGAGGAUGAGGAGGAGACUGCAUUAGGCAGUGUCGAGGAAGAGCUGGCCGCCCUGGAGUCUGCAUACACCAGGCAUGGAAAUCUGUGGGUCCAGAUCGAAGAAAGUUUUAAGAUUUAA
Messenger RNA from Durusdinium trenchii, 2126 nucleotides. Lineage: Eukaryota; Dinophyceae; Suessiales; Symbiodiniaceae. The record is from the annotation of a GenBank genome assembly.